This is a messenger RNA of Polyodon spathula (Mississippi paddlefish), 3776 nucleotides long. RefSeq names its product BAR_ACAPs and ArfGap_ACAP domain-containing protein. Gene Ontology annotation, cellular component: cytoplasm. The coding region runs from base 938 to 3118 and encodes 726 amino acids. The record is from RefSeq and is a predicted model, not a curated record. Gene Ontology annotation, molecular function: GTPase activator activity; protein binding. The transcript has 22 exons. Lineage: Eukaryota; Metazoa; Chordata; Actinopteri; Acipenseriformes; Polyodontidae.
UACUGUACAGAAUACCCGGAUAUGCAUUUAAGUGCUGGCAACAACAACAGAAAAAUACUAACAAAAUAGUUUAAAAAUAAGAUAAAACAACAAGCGGGUUGUUUGUACAGACUUGGUUCUUGUAGCUAUCGUUGACUAGUACGUAUGUGCUCUUCUUCUGGCACAGUGCAACGAAAAGUUAGGUUAGCUACUUAUUUGAGCUCUCGAGGGUGCUGAUAUGCCAUUUUUGUUUCCACGGACUUUUUGUAACAUUUUAAAAUAUAUCCUCGACAUUUAAAUGUUCAGAUUCAUGCUCAGGAACGGACUCGGUCAUACGGACAUUUAAAGACCCGAUUUUUCUAAACUAUGUUUUGUGUUUAGUUUAGUUUUUUUUUUGCAUGACGGAAAAUAUAACAUUUUAACGAUCAUAGAUAUAGCACAGGCGCUGUGGACGUUUUCUGUUUUACAAGUACUUUUGGUAUUUAAUAUAGCUCUUUAUCGUUUAAAAUCAUGGAAAAUUAUAUGUAUCUUGUUUUUCUCAUACCAAUAUUAUCUUGGUCGUUCGGCAAUUUUUUAAGCAAUUCAAUCGCUGGGCUUGCCACUUGUUUAAAAAAUACAAUUUUUUAAUUAUUCUUGUAGUAUUGUAGUUGUAUGGACAGCACUUUCCGUUACAAUAUAUUUUUAAACGCAUACUUUGCAAUACUGUCCAGCCACGAUGCUUGCUGCUUUGAGUUCUAUACAGUGUCAACGUGUUUAGAUAAUUAAAUUAUACAUGUAUGCGUAAUAAAUAACUUGUGCAGAAUCUUUUUUUUUUUUUUUAAUUAUUAACAUCUUGGAAUCAGGCAUGGAAUUUAGGGCAGUUAUCAACAUGUCUUAUUCUUAAUCUGUAUAUUUGCAAGCCGUAUUCAACGUACGUCGGUAGUUUUAUUUGUGCACUGUCGUGCAGUGCAACACAGUGAUGGAUAGUCUGGUGGAUUUCGAAGAGUGUAUUAAGGAUUCUCCCAGAUUCAGGAGGAGUCUGGGUGAGUCUGAGAGCGAGGUGACUGAACUGGAGAACAGACUGGACAAGUUGGUGAAACUUUGCAACAGGAUGGUGGAAGCGGGACAGGCAUACAACGAAGCCAAUCAGCUGUUUUUGGGCGGGGUUGCAGAGUUUUCCCAAUACUAUAGAAAAGACAGCACAGUUACGACCUGCCUGACGCACUUCACACAGGGGCUGCAGGAGAUGAUCCAUUUCCACAUGAUGCUGUUCGAUCAGGCUCAGAGAUCAGUGACUCAGCAGCUUCAGACCCUGCUCACAGACUCAAUCCCCCAGCUAAGGGAGGCACGGAAGGAGUUCUCCCGGAUCACUGAGGAUUUGGAGCAGGCUGCAGCGAAGAGCGCCCAGGCCGCUCGACACAAGGCCCAGGACGCUGAGAAAGCCAGUCACCUGCUACUAGCCACCCGGAAGUGCUUCCAGCACAUUGCCCUGGACUACAGUCUGCAGUUGAAUCAUUUUAAGAUGCAGCAGAAGGUGGAUAUUUUGAAUUCGCUCUUCUCCUAUUUCCAUGCCCAGUACACAUUUUUCCACCAAGGCUAUGAUCUUCUCAAGGACCUCGACCCUUCUAUGAAGAAGAUGGCGAUUCGGCUAGCUCAGCUGUCCACUGACUGCACUGAAAAAAGAAAGCAGCUGGAGCACACACACCUCCUGGUUCAGCAGAGGGACGCUGCUGAAGACAGUGUGGUGACAUUAAGCCCUCUGAACGGGGUCACGAUCCAGGGCUAUUUGUUUAAGCGUUCGAAGAGGAAAAUAAAGAACUGGAACAGACGGUGGUUUUCCAUUCAAAACAACCAGCUGGUUUAUAUGAAAUCACAUAAGGAAGAACCUAUUAUAUUGGUGGAUGAUCUGAGACUGUGCACUGUGAAAGCCCUGGAUACCACCGAGAGACGGUUUUGUUUUGAAGUUGUGUCGGUGCAAAUGAGCUGUGCACUGCAGGCAGAUUCUGAAGGGCUGAGACAGGCCUGGAUCACCGCAGUGCAGGGUAGCAUCGACCUGGCCUACCGCCAGGAAACAGAGCCGACACACACGCUGGCUGUGUCGAGCCUGCCCUCCCCCCAGACCCCUCCUCUGAGGCAGGACCAGGCCCCUCACAGGCCUCCCAUCAUGGGGCUGGUGCAUCAGGUGGCUGGGAACGAGCAGUGCUGUGACUGCAGCCAGGCAGAGCCUCGCUGGGCUAGCAUCAACCUGGGCAUCACACUCUGCAUCGAGUGCUCAGGGAUUCACAGGAGUCUGGGAGUUCAUCUGUCAAAGGUCCGAUCACUGACUCUGGAUUCCUGGGAGCCUGAACAGCUGAAGUUAGUCUGUGGUUUGGGGAACAAUGCUAUCAACCAGAUCUUUGAAGCCCACUGUGAAGAAGGGAUGGUCAAAGUGACAGCCAGCAGCUCAAGACAGGAGAAGGAGUCCUGGAUUAAAGCGAAAUAUGUUGAGAAGAGAUUUGUCAAGAAGAUUUCUUCUCCACAGUCAGACUCCAGCCUAUCUGGUGACCAGACAGGCCACAGUGCCGGGGGUCUGGGGCUGCAGCUGUACAAGGCCUCUCGAGAGGGAGAUCUGAUCACCAUGGCAAGUGCACUGGCUCAGGGAGCAGGCGUGAACUGGACCAACCCUGAGGAGGAGGGGAGAACACCACUGAUCAACGCAGCCUGUGGGGGCUCGCUCGUGGCUUGUGAGUUCUUGCUGCAGAAUGGAGCCAAUGUGAAUCACAGAGACCAUCGGGGUCAAGGGGCUCUGCACACCGCCACCUACUGGGGGCACACUGGUCAGGUGUGUUUGUUUCUUAAGAGAGGAGCCAAUCAGUAUGCAGUAGAUGAGAGAGGGAAGGACCCACUCAGCAUCGCCAUGGAAACGGCCCACGCAGACAUUGUAACACUGUUGCGCAUGGCUCGGAUGAACGAGGAGAUGAGGGAUUCGGAGGGCUUCUUCGGGCCGAUGGGUGACGAUGAAACCUUCCAGGACAUAUUCCGUGAUUUCACCCACAUGGCCUCCAACGACCCGGAGAAACUGUCGAGACGCCAGUUUGAGAGAGAGAAAGAAAAGCGGGAUGAAUGUGAGGGAAGCGAGAAUGAGGGAGGGGCUGGGAAGGCAGAGGGUGGAGGGAGGUGACACAGAGUGAAGUGUGAAAAGUACGGGGGGGGGGAGCAGGAGCUGAAAUGUGAAUGUCUUAGAAAAAUAAAAUAAAAUAAAAUAAACACACACAACAGGGCAGGAAACUACAUCAGCAGUUACACAGGGGAAGUUUACCAAACCAGUGAAGCAGAUGGAGACAUUGUGUUAUUACUUUUACCAGAAUUAACAUUUUCAAGCCUUUUAGUAUUGUUACUAAUAAAAAUACAAUUUAAUACAUGAACCUACAGCUGUGGAGUCUGCCAUGUUUCCAGCUGCAUAUUGAAACCCGUCUGUUAAAUUUUGUUCCAAUAUUAAACUGGAGCUACGUCCUGCAUUACAUGCAGUUUGAGAUACUCUUUAGGGAGUUUAAUUUUUUCCAGUCCACAAACCUAGUGGGCUGAACAGUCUAAAUUUAAAAUGAUUUGAUCUCGUUCUGUCAACUGAUGGAAACAAGCAGAAUUUCUAAACUCUUUCUGCACAGUCUAGGAGAUAGAAACAGGAACAUGCGAUUGUGACAGUAUCAUGAAGAGGCUUGUUAUGAAGAUGGUGCAAGGUCAAAAAAUAAUGUAGAUUGAAAUGGAAUGGAUUUUUAACGGACAAAAAAAAAGCCAUCUAAUAAAAAACAAUUUUAAAAACGGUUUGUUGUCUGCUUGAU